AUCACAUCCCUUCAACCUUACGCCAAAGCUCCUCUUCUUUCUCUCUUUUGUCUCUUUCUAUCUUUCUCUUACACAUAUGCAAACACACGAGAUGGACGAUGUUUGUUCAACAGUCACUACCAAGAAGCUCUCAAGACUCGCGAAGCUAAUCCUCUUCACCAUCCAGAAGGUCUCAGACGCCUCACGUCACAAACUCCAAACAACCCUCGACCCACAACUACUCGCUAAACGUGGCAAGACCCUACGCAAAUCCUUAAACGAGGCCGUUUCAACUUCCCACUCCCACAUCACGUGCCGCCCUUCCGACCACGACGAUGUCCGAGCCUCCUUCAUCUCACCUGUUCCCAUCCAGCUCGACUACGAGUUUAGCUGCAGCAGCACCCCACCGAGACGUUCCUACGCCUCGUCUCGCAAACCACUUGUCAACAAACGCCAACGUCACGCGUAUAUGCGCUACAACACGUUCCCUAAGGUUCGAGAUGUCGUCAGGGAACGACGCGCGGCUGCGGCCGUGUUUCCCGACGUAGCUAGCAGCGUCGGAACCAUGGAUAGCUGCCACGUGGACAGAGCGGCUGAGGAGUUUAUACAGAGGUUCCAUAGAGAGCUGAGGCUGCAGAGGUGGAUGAUGGCUCAGGAGGUUUAAAACAUUUGAUUCAGCGUUACUUUCGUUACACCAAAAUAUAAAUCAUAUGAGAAAAAAAUACUGUAAUAUGUAACUUUUUUAAUUUCUCUCUGUAGUAGUAUAUAUUUCCUUAGUUUUCAGUUAUCAUUUGCUUUGUGUAAUCAAUGAAUCCAUGAUCGUGUUUAAUUUAGAUCUGCUUGGAACAAAAUUAUAGGAAAAUCAAUCUUCGAAUAGCUCUUUUUGUGUAUAUUGGCACAC
Messenger RNA from Eruca vesicaria subsp. sativa (arugula), 880 nucleotides. The record is from the annotation of a GenBank genome assembly. NCBI's taxonomy places the organism in Eukaryota, Viridiplantae, Streptophyta, Magnoliopsida, Brassicales, Brassicaceae.